UACAACAGAGUUACAAAAUUCUGAAAAUUACUUAUUACAAUUCGUUCAACAAAUAAUGUUUGCUGAUGAAUACAUAUUAUUAAAAGCAAACAGGCCUCUCCCUAAAAAUAGUAGGUUAAACUCAUUAUCACCCUUUAUGGACUCAAAUAAAUUAAUAAGAGUUGGUGGUCGUCUUAAAAAUUCUUGUUAUACAUUUGACGUAAAACACCCAAUCCUACUAUGCAGCAAACAUAAUUUGACACAAAUCAUUUUUCAAAAAGAACACAUAAGACUUAUGCAUGCCGGACCUCAGUUACUUUUGUCUCAUGUGAGACAAAAAUAUUGGCCACUGGGGGGGAGGAACCUUGCCAGACGUGUCGUGCAUGGUUGUGUACGUUGCUUUAGGUUCAAAGCUAAGCCGUUUCAACCCGUUAUGGGUGACUUACCCAAAGAUAGAACUAAAUUAGAAUUUCCUUUUUUACACACUGGUGUUGAUUAUGCUGGGCCAGUGUUGAUAGCCAACCGUAAGGGCAGGGGUGCUAAAUUAACAAAAGCUUAUAUUUGCAUUUUUGUUUGUUUUGCAGUAAAAGCAUUGCACCUGGAGCUGGUCACGGAUCUUACAAAGGAGGCAUUCCUUGCAGCGUUCCUGAGAUUUAUUAGUCGACACGGAAAGCCAAUUUCGGUGACGUCAGAUAAUUCGACGACAUUCAUAGGAGCUAGUAACGAUCUUACAUCAUUUUUUAGUCAAUGCUCAGAAAACAUUAAAAAUGAAUUAAGUAAUAGGGGUAUUGAAUUUAAAACCAUUCCCCCUUACACACCUCAUUUUGGUGGUCUUUGGGAAGCGGCGGUUAAGUCUGUGAAACAUCACCUUAGACGUAUUCUAACACUCACAAACUUAACCUACGAAGAGAUGUCAACUUGUUUGAUUCAAAUAGAGGCUAUCCUUAAUUCUAGACCUCUCACUCCUCUGUCCUCGGAUCCUUCAGAUCUUACAUGCCUUACACCCGCUCACUUCCUUAUAGGGCGUUCACUGUUGACAGUUCCCCGUCCUCCGGUCAGCGACGCUAAUAUCAAUCGCUUGGACCGCUACGAGAGGAUCGAGAAACUAAAACAGCAUUUUUGGACAAGAUUCUCAACUGAAUACAUUUCUCUCCUCCAGCAACGCUCCAAGUGGCGGUCUUCUUCAAGUUCUCUCCAGCUCGGCUCUAUGGUUCUCGUGAAGGAGAAGAACCAACCACCACUUCUGUGGCAGCUGGGCAGAGUCGUCAAGCUGCAUCCAGGCAAGGAUGGUGUCAACCGGGUUGCCGACAUCAAGACCAGGAAGGGCAUCAUUCAGAGGGCCUUCAAUAACAUCUGCCCCCUUCCAAUCUCUUCAUAAAGUUGAAUGUCUUCAACGUUCCCCGGGCAGUAUGUUCGAUGCCCACUAGUAUGCAUCGAAACCGGUCCGCGGGUCGCGGGCUCCGCGGGGGGCGACCCGCGAGCUCGAGUUACGUGGCCCACACGAUCAUUCACGCAUUGGCGGUCUCAGUGCAUUUACUAAACUUUGUAACAAAAUAAAUCCUAGUAAACCA
Pararge aegeria (speckled wood butterfly) is the source of this 1550-nucleotide messenger RNA. RefSeq lists its product as uncharacterized. Gene Ontology annotation, molecular function: nucleic acid binding. The record is from RefSeq and is a predicted model, not a curated record. The transcript has a single exon. The coding region runs from base 56 to 1357 and encodes 433 amino acids. Lineage: Eukaryota; Metazoa; Arthropoda; Insecta; Lepidoptera; Nymphalidae. Gene Ontology annotation, biological process: DNA integration.